AUGAAGAAUAAGGAAGGAUGGGACGGCAAGCUACGGGUUGAUCCCAAGCAGGCUGUCAUCACGAACCCCGAGGCUUUAGAGGACUCGGACUACUCGGACCCGGAGGCGCCGCCCGUGGAAGAGAUCGACGCCGACGAGGAUCUUUUGGAAGAUGAGGAUCCGGAAGCAGAGGAAAUCGAUCUCGUUCACAUGCGCAUCAAGUCCCUUCCCGCGCUGCGCUUGGAACGGUUUUCCAAGCUUCAGAGGUUAUGUUUCCGCCAGAACGAAAUAUCUCGCAUCGAGUUCCCAUCCAAUGUCGCUGCGACGCUAAAAGAACUCGACCUCUACGAUAACCUCAUCUCGCAUAUCAAGAACCUCGAUGAGUUCGAUUUGACGACUUUGGAUCUCAGCUUCAACAAAAUUAAGCAUAUCAAGAAUGUGUCGCAUCUUAAAAAGUUGACGGAUCUCUUCUUCGUGCAGAACAAGAUCUCCCGGAUCGAAGGGUUAGAAGGAUUGACUGAGUUGCGGAAUCUGGAGCUUGGUGCCAACCGUAUUAGGGACAUCGAGAACCUGGAGACCCUCAAGGCAUUGGAGGAACUCUGGCUUGGCAAGAACAAGAUCACUGAGAUGAAGGCAUGUCACAUUCGAGACCUAGAGCACAAAAGGACAUUUGAUCUAACGCAUCGACAGAACCUUGAUUCUCUACCCAACCUCCGCAUCAUCUCUAUUCAAUCCAACCGUCUCACCAACCUAACAGGCCUCUCCGGCCUGCCCAACCUUGAAGAGCUCUACUUCUCCCACAACGCCGUGACCGACCUCUCAGGCCUGGAAAAGAACACCACUCUGCGCGUCCUGGAUUUCUCCAACAACCAAAUCUCGCACCUCGAGCAUCUAUCGACCCUCAAGAACCUGGAAGAGGUGUGGGCAUCGAACAACCAGCUAUCCAGCUUCGAGGAGGUCGAACGCGAGCUGAAGGAUAAGGAGAAGCUACAAACCGUCUAUUUUGAAGGUAAUCCACUGCAGAUGAACGGCCCUGCUGUGUACCGGAAUAAGGUCCGGUUGGCAUUGCCGCACAUCGCCCAGAUUGACGCAACUUAUGUGCGCGUUUAA
Penicillium atrosanguineum is the source of this 1089-nucleotide messenger RNA. RefSeq names its product putative protein phosphatase PP1 regulatory subunit Sds22. The coding region runs from base 1 to 1089 and encodes 362 amino acids. NCBI's taxonomy places the organism in Eukaryota, Fungi, Ascomycota, Eurotiomycetes, Eurotiales, Aspergillaceae. The record is from RefSeq and is a predicted model, not a curated record. Gene Ontology annotation, molecular function: protein binding. The transcript has 6 exons.